CAACCGAUUGAAUCUUUGGUCACGUCCCAAACCGCGCCCUGCUGUACUCGAUAGGAGGUCUAAAUAGUCCGCACACGCCGGUACCUUCCCAGUUCGUCCUGUGGUGUGGUGAUUUGGGACGCAGCCUUUUUUCCUCGCAGGCAACUUUGGACUUCCGCAUCUCUCCGUAACUUCGUCAUUUCCGGCUGCGUCUCAGUACCGCAGCGAUAAGCAUCGCUAAGAUGUAAAUGGAGAGGAGAGAUAAAAGUCUGACAAGACGGUCACUGCAGACACCAGCGGCGGGACAGAGAACGCGUUUCCACGGCGCCCAUUAGAACAGCACCCACUGAUAAUAGCAGCGGCGCCUCCAGCAGCUCGGUCAGCCAUUUUUAGCGAGUACGGAUGGCCGGAGAGGUUCGCGGGGCCCUUGGCCGGAGACGGAGCGUGUUGCUCGGCCUGGCUCGGUCAGGCCUCCGCGGGACACAAUGGCGGACGUUUAUCCUCAUUUCUGCUGCGGUUGGGGGACUCGUGGGACUGACCGCCGCCGAGGCUAAGGAGUGCGACAAGCCGUGUGUGAACGGCUGGUGCGACCCGGCCAGCGGCAGCUGCGUGUGUGAGCCGGGCUGGGUAGAGGAGCAGUGCCAACACUGCGGCGGCCGCUUCAGGCUAACUGGACCUUCUGGAUACCUGACAGAUGGACCAGGGAACUACAAACACAAAACCAAGUGCACGUGGCUCAUAGAGGGACAGUCAAACACUAUUCUGAGGCUGCGCUUUGAGCACUUUGCCACAGAGUGCAGCUGGGAUCACUUAUACGUAUAUGAUGGAGACUCGAUAUACUCUCCCCUGUUGGCUGCAUUCAGUGGUCUGAUCGUCCCCGAGCACAACAGCAAUGAAACUGUGCCCGAGGUGGUGGCUGAAUCCGGCUUUGCGCUCCUCCACUUCUUCAGCGAUGCAGCCUACAAUCUCACUGGCUUCAACAUCUCUUACAGGAUAAAUAUGUGUCCUAAUAACUGCUCAGGCCGUGGCGUUUGUCAUCCUGCUAACUCCAGUGACGUGGUGCAGUGUGAUUGUGAGGAGGGCUGGAAAGGCGAUGCAUGUGAUGUCCCAUAUUGUGCCUCAAACUGCAGUUACCCUGUGGGGGGUCAGUGCCAAAUCAGUGACAAACGCUGUCUCUGCAACCAUGGCUGGCAAGGCCCUGAUUGUUCAGUGUCCGUACCUGCUAAUGUUUCAUUUUGGACACAUGAGGACUUCAGUGGACACAGCCUGGCACGGGCAUCCCAUAAGGCUGUGGUUCAUGAAGAUGUCAUGUGGGUGAUCGGUGGUCAUGUAUUCAACUACACCAGCUACCAGAUGGUGAUGGCAUUUAAUCUCUCCUCUCAGAGCUGGAUGUCUGUAAAUCGUUCAGCCAAUUUGGUGACUGCACGCUACGGUCAUUCUCUAGCUGUGCAUGAGGAUAAGAUCUAUAUGUAUGGUGGGAAGAUUGAUUCCACAGGGAAUGUGACAUCUGAGCUGUGGGUGUUUCACAUAAAGAAUCAGUCGUGGGAGCUGCUGAACCCAAGAGCUAAAGAGCAAUAUGCAGUGGUGGGUCACUCUGCUCAUGUUGUUCACCUCCAGCCUGACGGAUCAGAGCCGGUCAUGCUCGUCAUCUUUGGUCACUGCCCUCUGUAUGGAUACAUCAGCCAAGUGCAGCAGUACAACAUUGUAAAGAACAGGUGGAGUGUUUUAGAGACGACUGGAGCGCUGGUUCAUGGCGGCUAUGGACACAGCAGUGUGUAUGACCUUCAGACACGUUCCAUCUACAUUCAUGGCGGCUACAAGGCCUUCAAUGCCACAAAGUACGGUCUGGCUGGUGACCUGUACCGCUACGAUGUCAACACUAGCAUGUGGUCGAUUCUGCGGGACAGCGGGUCUUAUCGCUACCUCCACACAGCCGUGCUGGUAGGCGGGAACUUGCUAGCGUUCGGCGGAAACACCCACAAUGAUACAUCCAUGAGUUAUGGUGCCAAGUGCUUCUCUUCUGACUUCAUGGCCUACAACCUGGCAUGUGAUGAGUGGACUGUGCUGCCCAAACCUGAACUUCACCAUGAUGUCAACCGCUUUGGACAUUCCGCUGUCUACGCAAAUGGAGUGAUGUAUGUGUACGGAGGUUUUAACAGCCUGAUGCUGAGCGACAUGUUGAGGUUUACUCCUGCAAGCUGUUCUGCUUACACUGAAACCGAAUGUGUGACGGCUCUGCCAGGUGUGUGGUGUUUGUGGAAUUCCACCACCAAUACGUGCCAUCCCUGGGAGACGGGUAAACUCCAAGACCAAGAGAUGUGCCCUCCACGAGUGUAUGUUAGCAGUGAUAAGUGUGACCAGUACACUGACUGCUACAGCUGCACAGUUAACAGCAAUGGUUGUCAGUGGUGCUCUGAACGCUGUGUGGCCGUCCACAUUAACUGCACUGCUUCAUCGGGCUCAAUAACAGAAUAUGAAUCGUGUCCUAAAGGUAUCCACUCCUAUAUGUGUAAUAAAAAGACCAGCUGUAAGAGCUGUGCUACUGACCCAAACUGCCAGUGGGAAGCCAGGAACCAGGAAUGCAUCUCUUUGCCUGAGAAUAUCUGUGGGGAAAGCUGGCACCUGGUGGGUAACUCGUGUAUGAAGCUCAUCACGGCUAAGGAUUCGUAUGACAAUGCCAAGCUGGCCUGCCGCAGUCACAGCGCUGUGCUUGCCUCACUAACCACCCAGAAAAAGGUGCAAUUUGUCCUCAAAGAGCUGCAGAGCAGAAGUGCACACGUGAGUGAGGCUCUAAAUCAAUCUAAACUAGUAACUCCAUGGGUUGGUCUAAGGAAAGUAAAUGUGUCGUACUGGUGCUGGGAGGACAUGUCACCGUUUACUAACACUACGCUGCAGUGGUUACCCGGAGAACCCAGCGAUGCUGGCUUUUGUGGCUACUUGGCCGAGCCCAGUUCCAGCGGCCUGAAGGCAGCACCCUGCAUCAACUCCUUCAACGGCAGCCUGUGUGAAAGAUCAGCGAACCACAGUGUGAAGCAGUGUCGAACUCCCUGUGCUCUGCGCUCCUCCUGUAGUGAGUGUACGAGCGGAGGUGCAGAGUGCAUGUGGUGUAGUAAUAUGAGGCAGUGUGUCGACUCCAACGCUUACGUUGCUUCCUUUCCCUUUGGUCAAUGCAUGGAAUGGUACACCAUGAACAGCUGCCCACCGGAAAAUUGCUCUGGGUAUAGGACAUGUUCACAGUGUCUGGAUCAGCCUGGUUGUGGAUGGUGCACUGACCCCAGUAAUACAGGGCGGGGCCAGUGUAUGGAGGGAUCAUACCGUGGACCAAUCCAAACCCUCCUUCAUGCCCCUUCAUCGUCGAGACCUUCCCUCGUACCAGCCCCUCAAGCUCUGUUGAAUGUGAGCUGGUGUCCACAUGAGACCAAGUACAACUGGUCCUUUAUCCAGUGUCCAGCAUGCCAGUGUAAUGGCCACAGUGCAUGCGUCAAUGAGAGUAUUUGUGAGAGAUGUGAAGAUCUCACCACUGGCAAGCACUGUGAGAACUGCAUAUCCGGUUAUUAUGGUGACCCCACCAACGGGGGCAGCUGUCAGCCCUGUAAGUGUAAUGGUCAUGCCAGCAUGUGUAAUUCAAACAAUGGCAAGUGUUUCUGCACCACCAAGGGCAUUAAAGGAGACCGCUGCCAUCAGUGUGAAGUGGAGAAUCGUUACCAGGGCAACCCUCUAAAAGGAACCUGCUAUUACACUUUGCUAAUAGACUACCAGUUCACCUUCAGCCUGACUCAGGAGGAUGACCGCUACUACACCGCCAUUAAUUUUGUAGCCACACCAGACGAGCAAAAUCGAGAUCUGGACAUGAUCAUUAAUGCCUCGAAGAACUUUAACCUCAACAUCACCUGGGCAACCAGCUUUGCAGCUGGUACUCAGUCUGGAGAAGAAAUUCACAUCGUCUCCUACAGCAAUAUAAAAGAGUUCAAGGACAGCUUCUCCAAUGAAAAAUUUGAUUUUCGGAGCAAUGUUAAUAUCACUUUCUUCGUUUACGUCAGCAACUUCACCUGGCCAAUCAAAAUACAGAUUGCUUUUUCACAGCACAGUAACUUUAUGGAUCUGGUACAGUUCUUUGUCACAUUUUUCAGCUGUUUCUUGUCGCUUCUGCUGGUUGCAGCAGUUGUAUGGAAGAUCAAGCAGAGUUGCUGGGCAUCACGACGAAGAGAGCAACUCCUGCGAGAGAUGCAGCAGAUGGCCAGUCGGCCGUUUGCCACCAUUAAUGUUGCCUUGGAGACGGAUGAGGAGCCGCCUGACCUGAUUGGUGGAAAUGUAAAGGCUGUGCCAAAGCCUAUAGCUUUGGAACCAUGUUUUGGGAAUAAAGCAGCAGUGCUGUCCAUCUUUAUCAGAUUACCCAGAGGCCCUGGAGGCAUCCCAACUCCGGGACAGUCAGGCCUGGCAGUGGCGAGUGCCCUGGUAGACGUGUCUCAGCAGUUGUGUGUGUGCUAUAAGGAGAAAUCUGGAGGGCUGCGCACCCGUAAGCAGCAGCCAAUAGCGCAGCCAGCUACGUGCAUCUGACACUUGCUUUCCGUCCCCGAUUCCUGAGCUUUGACCUCCCCCGGGACUAAGCCACGGACACAUGCAUCCCAUAUGGCGGAGGUCACAUACUCACAGGUGAAACAAGGAUGCAGAAUAAUUGGAGAACUGAGACUCCCAACCCAUGAAACGUACCCACGUGGAGAAGGAAAGCUGAAGGAAUGCGAGGCACAGACAUGGAAAGAGGGAGACGGAGGGAACCCUUUCUCACCUCUAACUAAUUGACUGCAGAUAGGACUUCUGACUCAUAUCUGCUAUGUGAUAUUUAACUUAUUAUUGUUGUUCCUUGUUUUAGUCCCUUUUUAUGCUCAGGAGGAGUUUCCCCUGCACUGCUGCACCAUGGUCUCCAUGGCAACAUACAGUCAGACCACCCAUAACUAGCUAUUAUACGUUCACCUGCCCUUAAACACUUGCCAAAACAAACACAAACAAAGGUCAUCCAUGAAGCAGGUUGAGUAUCUGCGUUCCUUAAAUCAUGGCUCUAAGGGCAGUAGAAUCUCUGUGGUGUUCUAGGUUAUUGAAGGUGUGUUCAAUGUUGCAAUGCGCGCAUGUUUUCAUGAAGUGGGUCAUUUUCACAGUCAAACUACGUCAUGCCAUUUCUCCGUUUGUAAGAAACAGGCAAUUUUCUCUUCUCUUUUCACUUCAGUCACUUUCAGUUGUGCCUGACACAGAUCAUUGCCCUGUGUCCUGCUCAAAAGCAUUUCAUCAGUGUUUUACACUCAAAAAAACUUUUCCCCCCUUAUCUCAGUCUGAUUUCCCUUCUUUUUGCCACCCUCAGACCCACAUCCUGUAUCUCCUUUGAGACCCCAUGCCAUUUCUGACUCAAACUGAACCUUAGGGAGCUGAAAGUGCGUAAAGGCAAAGGCCUCAGGAUUAAAUCUGAACAGCAGCUUUUAGAGUUUUUCAAAAUGCCAGAUGCCAUUUUAGACACUUAUGUUUUCCCAGACAGGCGCACACAGUGGUAGAGUACUUCCAAUUACAUUUAUAAUGUGUGUGCAUGUGCAAAUGUUGGAUUUUUUGUUAUUAGGGCUAAAGAGCAGGUUUUAGUGUAGACUAAAUGGCAGAUGAGAAACAGAGAAAUAUGACAUUAUAAAAUGUAUAACAGUGGCAAUUGUUAUGCUUUUUGUUAGGCGUUUUUUUUUUUUUUGGUCCAUAUUUGGUCUAAUUAUUAUUAUAUUUUUUUAGAGAUGUCUUGUUCUCAGCUCAUUCCAUUACAUCCUCUUUCUCAGAUCAGGGAGCUUUCUACUCUACUGGUUUUCUACAUUACCUGAAUUGUACUAGCAUCCCAGUGUAUUAAGAAGUUUACUUUUCAAUUCCAUCUAACCUUGUAUUUAUUUCACCAGAGUAUGCUCACAUGCAGGUAUGUUUUGUGUCUUUUGCAUUUCAUUACAGAAUAAUGAAGUAGGGUGCAGAAUGCAGUUAUUCCUCUCUCAUUUGUUCCAGGCACGUGCCAUUUCAGUUAUUACUCUGUGUAUUACACUGUCAUGCACUCGGUAUAUAAUGAGUUGUGACGAGGCUGCAGAAUGGAACUGAGAUUGGAUUUAUGUAUCUCUGAUUACCUACUUGUCAAUUCCCUUGCAAUGGCUGAGCCAUGAUUGACGUGACACGGGCCUUUCACAAACAUUAUGGCUGAUCAGACCACUGCAACCAAACAAGACCUUUCAUUGCGAUGUCACACAGAACUGAAAACUGCUAUGAUUGUGAUGGGAAACCACCUUAUACUUUGAUGGAUUAAAUGUUAGGAUUCAUCAAAAUGAGGAAGUAACAUCAAUAGCUUGGAAGCUAUAAAGAAUGGGACUGUCCACUUUAAUAAACGCUCAAUGGAAGGCUAAGAGAUAAAAGCUAAUUUCUGCAGUUUUAGACAGCAUAUAAUAAAUUGUAAGAAACUAGGUAUGACAAGCACUCACAUUCACUUUUUACGCUCAUCAUGUAGAACACAGACAUGAAAGGAGAUAGUCUUUUGGUGAGAGAGCCAAUUAACCGAUUCCUUCAGGUCUCAAAGAGAUCUUUACCCAGUCCUACACCUCAAUCUCACCACCUACUUACUGUACAGUAAUCACUGUAGAUACCAGGAUCUAUAGGUUAAUGUGUAUAAUGUAGCAGCAGAUGAACUCUUUUUGUAACAUAACGAUGAACAUUAAUGUGAAUGCCAUUUCUGUUGAAUGACUUGCUCGGCAGGUGAAGUAUCCCCAGCUUUUACGGUGGGAGCUCACUGCAGCUUCUUUUUGUAUGUAAGAUAGCGAAUGUCAUCAUGAACAAAUUGAUUUAAGCACAAAUGCAAUGUGUAAAACAAAAUAAUAAUAAUAAAACAAGAAAAUUCUUGAGAACUGAAGUUGUAAUUAUACAUGUACAUAAAAAAUACAAUUUUUGUCUAUAAUAAAUGCUGCAAUUAAGGGU
Clarias gariepinus (North African catfish) is the source of this 6951-nucleotide messenger RNA. It is a transcript of the gene atrn, whose product is annotated as attractin. The coding region runs from base 382 to 4536 and encodes 1384 amino acids. Gene Ontology annotation, molecular function: protein binding. Gene Ontology annotation, cellular component: Golgi apparatus. The transcript is spliced from 29 exons. The record is from RefSeq and is a predicted model, not a curated record. Lineage: Eukaryota; Metazoa; Chordata; Actinopteri; Siluriformes; Clariidae.